This is a messenger RNA of Triticum turgidum subsp. durum (durum wheat), 498 nucleotides long. NCBI's taxonomy places the organism in Eukaryota, Viridiplantae, Streptophyta, Magnoliopsida, Poales, Poaceae. The record is from the annotation of a GenBank genome assembly.
AUGGCAACCAUUGCGUCCCGCUCGACGAUGAGGGAGACCCGCAACAUCCUCGAGCAUAGGGACACUCAGGAUAACGAUGAGGUGGCUAUGGAGAUCCUGGACGGGAAGACGGUGCAGAGCUUCGUGGAGGACGAGUGCGCCUUCAACGCCUCCGUCGACGGCCGGUUCGCGGCGCUCGAUGCCAACCACGACGGUCUCCUCUCCUACACCGAGAUGGCCGGGGAGAUCAUGAGCCUCCGGGUCCUCGAGAAGCACUUCGGCGUCGACGAGGCCGGUGCCGUUGGUCCCGACGAGCUCGCAAAGCUCUACCUCGGCCUGUUCGCGCGCUUCGACCGUGACGGUGACGGCGCGGUGGACCGGGAGGAGUUCCGGGCCGAGAUGAAGGAGGUCAUGCUCGCCGUGGCCAGCGGGCUCGGGUUCGUGCCGGUGCAGAUGGUGGUCGAGGAGGGAAGCUUUCUCAAGGUGGCCGUGGACAGGGAGCUGGCCAGAGCUGCCUGA